Molecule: messenger RNA, 1428 nt
Organism: Fibroporia radiculosa
Lineage: Eukaryota; Fungi; Basidiomycota; Agaricomycetes; Polyporales; Fibroporiaceae
Exons: 6
Coding region: 1-1428 (475 amino acids)
Biological process (GO): actin filament organization; endocytosis
Cellular component (GO): clathrin vesicle coat; endosome; plasma membrane
Molecular function (GO): phospholipid binding; clathrin binding
Source: RefSeq, a predicted model, not a curated record
AUGUCCUCCAUCUCAUCUUUCAGCAAAGGCGCCCUUCGUGUCGCGAAGAAUUAUACAAAGGGCUACUCCCAUACCCAAAAUAAAGUUCGAGAUGCAACCUCAAAUGAUCCUUGGCCCCCAUCUGGAAGGCAGAUGCACGAAAUUUCGUUGUUGACAUAUAAUCCGGUUGACUUUGUUGAGAUCAUGGAGGUGCUCGACAAACGGCUCAACGACAAGGGGAAGUACUGGCGACACGUAUUUAAGUCGUUAACGCUUGUGGAUUAUAUUAUCCAUGUCGGGUCAGAAAACGUGAUCCGCUACUUCAGGGAAAAUAUGUAUAUCAUCAAGACACUACGCGAAUUCCAACACAUCGACGACGACGGUCGAGAUCAAGGCGCGAACGUACGAUCGAAGGCGAAAGACAUCGUUAACCUCCUUCAGGAUGAUGUCCGACUACGACAUGAGCGGCGCUCGCGCUCGCAGAUGUACCACCGCAUGGGGCGCGGCGGACGCCGCUCGCUUGAUUCCGACAUCACUGACGAAGACGAUGACGGGAACGCUGUGCGGCGGAGUCGUUUGCAGUCAGAUCGUCUGCGCGACAGUCGGGAUGAUGAGAAUGCCCGUCGCGCCCUGGAGGAGAGCAAGCGAGACGCUGAGCGUAAGCGGGCGACCGCUGAGGAACAGGAUGUGCAACGGGCGAUGGAGUUGAACAAACAGGAAGAGGAAAAAAGACGAAGAGCACUCGAGCAGGCCGAUUUGAUUUUGUUUGAUGAGCAAGGACAGUCACCAGCAACAUCUCAGUCAACAGGGCACCCUCUUGUUGAUGCUACGCUCCCCCUGCAGUAUGCCAUGACAGGCCUCCAGCCACAGUAUACUGCUGUGCCGAUGCAAGUGCAAUACACGACUUUCGACCCUUACCCGCAACAGGUAACGCAGGAGAUGAUGCAGGCACAGUACAUGCAACAGCAGGCAGAAUGGGAACUCCAGCAGCAGGCGCUCCAGCAGGCACACUUGCAGCAAGCCCAACAGGAAGAGCAGUGGCUAUUGCAACAACAGAUAUUGCGGGCCCAGCUCACACAGCGACAGCCUAUCAUGCCCCAGCCAACUUCGGUUCGUAUUGGGUCGAACAACCCAUUCGCACCAUCGCAGUCGGCGCCGCCGACAUUGCGCGAGCAGCCCACGGGUGGUGUCUCGUUCAAUCUCACAGGAUCGUACGCGAACCGGGAGAGCGCAUCGAGCGCACCACCGCGGCCGUAUCAGCACCAGGAGCCAUCGUACACCGGGCGGGUCUCCCGGGCUGGCGACGAGCGGCAUGGCCACCUCGCAAAUCUGUUCGCGAAUCACACGGAUGACGGGGUCGAUACAUUUGGCAAUGUCGGCUCGCUCCGAUUCAUGUCCACAGAGGCUGGGCGCGUUGUCGCGCAGAAGACUGGCACGUUUGGCCAGUAG